This is a messenger RNA of Cotesia congregata, 846 nucleotides long. Lineage: Eukaryota; Metazoa; Arthropoda; Insecta; Hymenoptera; Braconidae. The record is from the annotation of a GenBank genome assembly.
AUGGCGACUACUCCACGAUUCGACCGCUGUUUCAACCCAUAUAACUUAGCAAACCAUUUAAAAACAAGGAAUUUAAGAAAAGCCAAUGACUUUAUUAAAAAAGAACUAAACAUGUAUGGUGAUUAUGUCUUAUGCAUUGAUUGUAAAAUGAAAGUGUACGCAUCUGCAAAACAUUCAAAAUCGGUUGGUGACAAUGUUGAUAAUGUUGACAAUAAUCAAAACGUUGACGAUGAUAUUGCUUGUGAAGUCAACGUUAGAAGUGAUGAUGAAAAUUCUGAAAGACAAGGUGACAGUUGUGAAGGUUCAUGUAAUUUAUCUUUAGGACAUGCAAGUCAAGCUACUGCACUACUAAAAUCUUUUGAAUCUUUAUCAUUUUCUUCCGACAAUUUUCAAUCGCAACCGAUUCAAUCAAGUUCUGCAUCUGAAGUCAGUAUUGAAACUCAGUUGCCAGUAGUGAAUCAAGCUUUACGUCUUUUGAAUGAAUCACCAGUUUUAAAGAAGAAAUUGCGAGAUGGAGUUUAUUUGGAUCGUAAAGUCAACCAAAUCACUCGUAACCUAAUAAAACUUUUUGGUCUUGAUGAUAAUGGUCUGUCAGAUCUAAAUGUCAAUUUAGCAGAUUUUCAGGAUAUAAUCGAGCGUUUAAAAGCUAAGUUUAAUGACCAGAAUUCUUCAACAGCGGAAAAAAUUAGAAUCCUGACUAUAUUACCAUCAAGAUGGAGUGAAUGAAAAAUUUGUGAUAUGAUGAAUAGUUCAAGACACAUGGUCCAAGUCGCAAAAAAAUUAUCUGAAGAUGUAGGAAUUCUUGCGAUUCCUGAAGCUAAGUUAGGUAUAGAAUUGCAAACAUAA